AUGAUGAUCAAUGAAAACGGCUCAACGACAGAAAGUAUCAUCAUUAAUUGCCUUAAUAGCUCGGAUGCGUUGGUGAUUAUCGAUAAUCAAUUAAGCAACAACAUGACAUGCCCAACGAUAUCCUUUCCCGCCUCGACAAACCUCUUGGACCUUUGCAAUCUCGUGGAAGUGCAACAAAUUCCCUCAAAUCCGCUUCAAACGCAACCCGAAAUCCAUCAUCCGAUCAACGUGAUGACUCCAGCGCCUUCGAUCACGUCAGGAACGUCCCUCAACUCCCCCGACUCGUCGUCGUCAUCUUCAUCCUCGAGCCUCAUGAACAAGACAAUCGACCUUGAUGACAUGGAAAAUGCCUGUGACGACGAUUACGAGUCCGAAUCCGAACUCACAAACCUCAAUUGGCUCACGGAAUUGAAAAAUAUCACGAAUCUCAGUCCGCCGGAUUUGCCGGUAACGGAUCAACCAACGACGAGAUUUAAUAAGUUCAUGUCGUCAGUGAGAAAGAGUCACGAAAAUUACGAGAAACGACGAAUUAUGUAUGCGACUUGCUGCAAUGAGAAACCUCCCUUUAAUUAUGCGCAGAUAAUUGCGAUGGCGAUGUUGGAACACGGCAGAAUGACGCUACAAGGCAUCUGUAAGUGGAUACAGGAGCGUUUUGCGUACUAUAAAACACACAAAAAUUGGAAUAACUCGAUUCGACAUAAUUUAUCAUUAAACUUCUUCUUCACCAAAGUAGCACGUGGCAAAAACGAAAAAGGCAAAGGCGGAUAUUGGGAACUUGCCAUGGACACAAGCAAAAGUCAUCGGAAACGCUUACGACGCAACCGAAGCAGCAAAUUCAAAACCUCCGCGCGUCAAAUCCGCAAAUCCGAAGAAAAACCAAAAUCUGUGCCAGACAUCGAAUUGCCAAAAAGUAUCUCAGUGAGUGACGAGGAAAUGCUCCUAAACGACAUUGCAGCGAACAUCAGCAACAACAACAACAACAACAACGUCGUCGAAGAACAGGAAAUCGUUACGGAAUUUGAAGUAACGACAAUUCCCUCGAACGAAAUUUACUUCGCCGACGAGAUCCCGCAAUGCAUCACAGAUGACAUCGUUUUAUCCUCGAGCAGUUCUGGAGGCGCGACAGAUGGUCCGAGUGUCAUUGUCGAGUACUUGCCAACGAUGGAUACGUUCGAUGAGAACGAGUUGAAUGGCUUGAUCAACUUGAACGAGCAGGAACUUAUCGAUCGUUUUCUGAAUUGCGGCGAUGAUCAUGAAAUAUUUGUAAAUUAG
Molecule: messenger RNA, 1272 nt
Organism: Culicoides brevitarsis
Lineage: Eukaryota; Metazoa; Arthropoda; Insecta; Diptera; Ceratopogonidae
Product: forkhead box protein N2
Exons: 5
Coding region: 1-1272 (423 amino acids)
Biological process (GO): regulation of transcription by RNA polymerase II
Molecular function (GO): RNA polymerase II cis-regulatory region sequence-specific DNA binding; DNA-binding transcription factor activity, RNA polymerase II-specific
Source: RefSeq, a predicted model, not a curated record